AUGCUUCAUAGCAACGGUAUCAGGAUCUUGACCGGCAACAGUCACCCAGAACUCGCUCAAGCCGUCGCUGAGCGGCUGGCAGUUCCACUCGUUCCCUGCACCGUCAGAAAAUUCUCCAAUGGUGAAAUUGAUGCCAAAAUAUCUCAAUCCGUCAGAGAUGAAGAUGUGUUCAUAAUCCAGUCGGGUUCUUGUGAUGUCAAUGACAAUCUCAUGGAGCUUCUCAUCCUUAUUUCGGCGUGCAAAGGGUCGUCCGCAAGGCGUAUCACGGCCGUCAUUCCGUGUUUUCCCUAUGCCCGUAUGGACAAGAAAGACAAAUCGAGGGCACCUAUAACAGCCAAACUAGUCGCUAAUAUGCUUGUUGCAGCUGGUUGUGACCAUGUACUCACCAUGGACCUUCAUGCCAGUCAGAUACAGGGUUUUUUUGACAUUCCCGUCGACAACCUGUGUUCGGAACCUUUGAUGAUUUCCUACAUCCAAGAGCGGAUCCCGCUAUGGAGGGAAAGUAUCGUCGUUAGCCCUGAUGCAGGAGGGGCAAAACGAACUACAGCUCUCGCUGAUCGUCUGGGCGUGGAGUUCGCUCUGAUUCAUAAGGAUCGUGACAGGAAAUCCGUCAAUGCGCCCGAGAGGAUGGAGAUUCUCGUUGGAGGCGUCCAGGAUAAAGUUGCUAUCCUCUUGGACGACAUGAUCGACACUGGGGAAACCCUUAUCCUGGCUGCAAAAACUUUACAUGAAAAAGGAGCGCGUUCGGUGCAUGCCUUCGUUUCUCAUGGACUUCUUACGGAGGCUAAUCUAAGUCUCAUCGACGAACUUCCGAUUGAGGAACUAGUGGUUACCAACACCAUCCCGCAAAAUAAGAAUAUGGAACAUUGCAAGAAGCUCGCUGUGAUCGAUAUCAGCCCCAUCUUGGCGGAGAGCAUACGCCGUACUCACAACGGCGAGAGUUUCAACAAGCAUUUCAGGGAAUGGGAGGAAAAUGAUGGGGGCAUGCUCGUGAAGCAUAACUAUGCUAACAAACACUGGACGAUUCCUAACGGUUUUAGCUCCAGCUAA
Messenger RNA from Marasmius oreades (fairy-ring Marasmius), 1050 nucleotides. Its product is annotated as Ribose-phosphate pyrophosphokinase 2. The coding region runs from base 1 to 1050 and encodes 349 amino acids. Gene Ontology annotation, molecular function: ribose phosphate diphosphokinase activity; magnesium ion binding. The transcript has 7 exons. The record is from RefSeq and is a predicted model, not a curated record. NCBI's taxonomy places the organism in Eukaryota, Fungi, Basidiomycota, Agaricomycetes, Agaricales, Marasmiaceae. Gene Ontology annotation, cellular component: ribose phosphate diphosphokinase complex; cytoplasm. Gene Ontology annotation, biological process: purine nucleotide biosynthetic process; 5-phosphoribose 1-diphosphate biosynthetic process; ribonucleoside monophosphate biosynthetic process.